Molecule: messenger RNA, 1058 nt
Organism: Theobroma cacao (cacao)
Lineage: Eukaryota; Viridiplantae; Streptophyta; Magnoliopsida; Malvales; Malvaceae
Product: CASP-like protein F16
Source: RefSeq, a predicted model, not a curated record
UACUUGGGAAAGUGUGGCCGCAUGCCUUCAAUGGGCAUUCAAUGUUUUCACCAGCUACCUUACCUAAACCCAUUAAUAAGUUUUAAAGCACUACCGUAUACAUAAUUCCCACAGCUAAGAAAGAAUUGAAGAAGAAGAAAAAUUAGGAGAAGAAAGAAUCAGGCAAGGAGGAUAUGGAGAAGGGUACUGAAAAGGGUAAUGGUGUCGGUGGUGGAGCUGCUGCUUCUAGGUCUCCAAUGGCUUUGAUGGGGUCGUCGAGAUAUGAAAAUGAAGAGGCAAAUACCGGCAUGCGAACUACCGAGACCAUGCUGCGUUUGGUGCCAAUGGCUUUAUGUGUUGCUGCACUUGUUGUCAUGCUCAAGAAUUCUCAGUCCAAUGAAUUUGGUUCUGUUUCCUACUCAGAUCUUGGAGCUUUCAGGUAUCUGGUGCAUGCAAAUGGCAUAUGUGCAGGCUAUUCCCUUCUUUCAGCUAUCAUUGCAGCCAUGCCUCGUCCUUCCACAAUGCCUCGAGCUUGGACACUCUUCCUCCUAGAUCAGAUUCUAACAUACAUAAUUUUGGCUGCCGGUGCUGUGUCAACGGAGGUGCUCUACCUGACAAACAAAGGAGAUGCAGCUGUCACCUGGAGUGCAGCUUGUGGGACAUUUGCCAGUUUCUGUCAUAAAGCCACAACAUCAGUAAUCAUCACAUUCGUUGUAGUAGCUUGCUAUGUGGUGCUGUCACUGAUCUCUUCUUACAGGCUUUUCAGCAAGUAUGAUGCACCUGUGAACUAGCCCAGCAAGACUAUUGAGACGACGGUCUUCAACGGGGACUAAACGGCUAGUUAUUGACUACGACUCUAAGGUUGCUCUCUCUUGAGUUCCUAGCACCAACCACUGGCCUUGGAACAAAUGGAUCAUAUUCAAUGAUAUUAAUGCGUUGAUGCAAGAAGUUGGAUUCCAUAGAUGAGACUGAGUGGUAGAUGGAGACAUAGCAUAGGAGUAUUGGACACUUUCCUUUUUAUUUGAGACUCAAUGUGUCACUGGCACUCUCUUAUGAAAAGAAAAUAUAAAUUUAAUAUG